Molecule: messenger RNA, 1217 nt
Organism: Panonychus citri (citrus red mite)
Lineage: Eukaryota; Metazoa; Arthropoda; Arachnida; Trombidiformes; Tetranychidae
Exons: 4
Coding region: 235-822 (195 amino acids)
Source: RefSeq, a predicted model, not a curated record
UAUUUCUAUUUAUUUCUAUUCAUUUUAUUGAUUCUCGCCUUCCAACAUAGUCGAUUGAGAUUCUCUUUUAAUCCUUUUGUGUGGGUUUCAUAUUCUUUUCGACUUUUCCAUCUUUCAUCUUCUAUUCUUUUAUUUUAUUAUCAAUUUUUUGGUCUUUUUCUGGUUUACAUUUGUUGACUUUCUGGUUUCGCCAUCUUUUCCUGGUUGUCCUUUGUGACUUUUCACCAAAAUAUUAUGUGUAUUAUUCGUAAGAAUACAUCUAAUUGUGACGAUGAUCUAAGCGUCAAUAUCCCUGAAGAAGUUCUUAUUAAUAACCAUGUGUCAGAUAAUGACGGUGAACAUGGAGAGGAAACCAUUACCUCAAAUGAAACUCAAAUUGAUUUGGAUCGUCAAAUAGCUGAAGGAUUACAAGCUCGUGAAUUGGCAAGACAAGAUCGAGAACGAGAACGAGAUCGAGCUCGACGAUUUCGAGAACAACAACAAAGAGCCAUCCUUAGACCUCAGCCAACCUUCAUAGGCCUUGGCUGUCGGGGUAAAGGCUACAAAAAAUAUCGCCGUUAUGAGAACGCUAACCUUUUCAAAGACUUACCUGUGAUUGAUGGUGAUGAUCAUCUCGGUGAAUUGUCCAUUUAUGACUUUGUGCCUCAUUCUAUGACUGCUCUCUCUCAAUUAUUGAUGAACAAGGAAAACAUGCAAAUUUGGAAUCAUUUCAUUCACCUGCCUGAAGAAAUACAAGAAAGUUUUUUGGAAAAGUAUCGAAAGCGAGACUCUAACAAGUCUUUGAAGAAUGGAAGUAAACAAUCAAAAAUCAGGUCUACAUGAGAUCAAUUGAAUCAGAUCACAUUAACCUGUGAACACACUUCGAGUGUUAAAACCCCGUUGGCUUGAUCGAUCUCAUUUAUCACUAAAAUUGAUCAUAGUCACCGUAUCAUCUUUAAAUUGUUGUGUGAUUGUCUCUCCAAAAAAAAAACAGAAAACAACUCCUACAGUUGUACCAACAAAUCCAAUGUAGAUUCAUAUGGUUUUUGUUUCGAUUUACUUACCAAGAGUAAAAGGAAACAACAAAGGAAAAAAAACAAAAAAAAACUAAUUGCAAUUUGGAAAAAUAAUCAAACUUUCCAACCCGUCCAACCAAUUAACAAAAAUUGGACAUCUCUGUGAAAUAAUUAAAAUGUAACGUUAGCUUUCAAAUCGCCAAUUAAAAUGCUAACUAAUAA